Molecule: messenger RNA, 5805 nt
Organism: Gadus morhua (Atlantic cod)
Lineage: Eukaryota; Metazoa; Chordata; Actinopteri; Gadiformes; Gadidae
Gene: dennd3a
Product: DENN/MADD domain containing 3a
Exons: 31
Coding region: 248-4045 (1265 amino acids)
Biological process (GO): regulation of Rab protein signal transduction
Cellular component (GO): cytoplasmic vesicle
Molecular function (GO): protein binding
Source: RefSeq, a predicted model, not a curated record
AUUUGGCAACUUCGACGCAGGCAGGAUUGGAAGGCUUCGCUGUGUGUGCGUGUCCGUGUGUGCGUGUAUGUGUGGGUGUGUGUACGGUGAACCCAUGCCUGCGAAGUGCAAACAGUCUUUUCGUGGCCGCGUAUUUGAUGGAUCUUAUUGAAGACAGCUCUACAGACUUUGAUUUUCUUUUUGCCAGUAUAAUGGGACUCUUGGAUGUGAUGAUCAAGUGAUUUAAGCUGGUGUGCGUGUGUGUGUGAUGGCGGAGCUUCCAUCUGGUCUUUUGGAGGCGUGUGUAGUCAUCGGAGCCUCAAGUGAUAAACUUCGCGAGAUAUACCAGCUUCACCAGCAUGGUAAUUCCAAAGAACUCCCCCUGCUGGAAGCCGAGGUACUGCAGGUCCAUGCCCCGCCUUUUGUUUCUAAGGAGACCAGCUCCAGCCAGGCGAUUGGUCCAGCUUUCAGUCGUGUCCAGAGGAGGAGGAGCUUCAUCAAGAAGAAAAAACGAGAUCGUCCCGUGGAUGAUCCGGUUAAUGGAGAAUCGGCAAAAAAUGCUGAGGCAUCGUCCACCAACGACGACAUCAGUGUUCCCAAGGACCUCGACCUCAUCGCCCUACCUCAGCUCUGUUUCCCUGGUGGUCUCCAGCUAGCCACUGAGCAGAAAGAAGACUCUUAUCACUUCCUGGUCUUCACAGACCUGUUUGGGAAUCGAACCCACGGAGUGGUCGUACAGCAUCACAGAUCUGUACAGAUGUCUCAUGAAAGCAUUGCCCAGAAUGGCAGCAUCCAAAGGAGAAACUCCUCACGCCUCUACGCUCCCUUCGCUAUCUGCAUCAUCUCCAAGUUCCCUUACUACAACGCCCUGCGAGACUGCCUGUCCUGUCUGCUGGUACAGUUGCGGCUGGGCAGGCAGUCAGAGUUUGAGGAGACGGUGAAGGAGGUUUCUGCCAAGCUGUCACUGGUACCCCUCCCUCCCCCUGGUCAGCUACACGUGUCGUUCAGUCUGCGCCCCCUCCAGAUCGUCCUCCCGUCCAGAGAGGCCCAGGACAGACCGGUGAUCGACAUCAACCUCCACCUGCCUCUGCUCUGCUUCACAGACGCCAUGCUGCUGCAGGUCCUGUCCUGCCUCCUACAAGAGCAGAAAGUGGUUCUGUUCUCCUCUGACUGGGCUCGACUCACUCUGUUGGCAGAGAGCCUUCUGCUGUACCUGCAGCCUCUCUCCUGGCAGCAGCCCUACGUCCCUGUCCUGGCCAAAGGCAUGCUGGACUUCCUCAUGGCUCCCACCGCCUUCCUCAUGGGCUGCCACGUCAGCCAUAUUGAAGAGGUCGCCGCAGAGACAGACGACCUGAUCCUGGUGAACAUUGACGACGGCAGCAUUCAGACCUCGUGGGCGGAGCAAAUGGUCCUUCCCUGCAUCCCCCUGGCUGCUGCCGAAUGCUUUGCGUCACGGACGGAGAGUCUCCAGCUGCACUACGACCUGGAGCUGUGCCACGCGGGCGCGGGCACGGACGCCAACGAGCGGCGGGCCCACCGCAGGGACUGGCAGCACCGCCUCAACACCCAGAUCCAGAACAUCGCCCUGGAGCUGGUGCUCAACAUCUUCAGGGAUGUCCAGGACUACCUGAACUACGAACACAGAGUGUUUAACAGCGAAGAGUUUCUGAGGACCAGGGAACCCGGAGAACAGACUUUCUACAAGACGGUAUUAGACACCCACAUCUUCCACUCUUUCCUGAGGGACAGACUAAACAGGAAGAUCGACGCCUACAGCCGCAUGGAGAUCAACACACGUAACAGUGCGCCCAGGAACCGAGUCAUGACGGAUUCCCCGCGCCGGCCCCCCAUGUCGGAGCUGUCCCGGAGCGGGUACAGCGGCCCCGAGCACCGGCUGAGCAGGAGGCUGGGGGCCAGCCUGCCCAACCUGGACCAGUCCCCCGCCGACAGCAUGAAAGCCCUCAACUCCCACAGGCUGAACUCACUCCGCAAGAUCACCCCAGACACUGGUCUGAAGUUCAACCAGAAGCCGGUGAAGGUGUUCCGGCUGCCAGAGUUCCCCCCUCCUCUGGCCUACCACUACGUCCAGAACUACUACCAGGACAUGGUGGUUUCCCUGGGGAAGGCAAUCAGCGCCACACCGCCGGAUGACUCCUCCCUGCUAGCCAGGUACCACUACCUGCGGGGCCUGGUCAACACGGUGUCCAACAAGCGUCUGGACGCCCUGGAGGACUUCCAGAGUCUGUACAAGACGGACGCAGAGAUCUUCCCCCCUCAGAUGGUCAAGGCCCUGGUGGACUCCCUGCCCGCCAGCGAGCGAGCCCAGGCAGAGAAGCGGCCGGAGCUGAAGCACUUCAUCAGCCGCAUCAAGCGGGAUCAGGAGCGGGAGCGGUCCCGCAGCGACAACAACGACGAGGAGGGCGCCAUCAAGCGCUUCAAGCUGCCCAAGAAGCACAUGCAGCUGGAGGAGUUUGUCAAGUGUGUGCAGGAGUCCGGCAUGGUGAAGGACCAGGACACCAUCCACAGUCUGUUUGAUGCCCUCACCGUGGGCCAGCAGAAGCAGGUGGGUCCUGAUCUGUUCAGGGUCUUCUACACCAUCUGGAAGGAGACGGAGGCUGAGGCCCAAGAGGUGUGUCUCCCGGCCUCGGUGCUGGAGCACCUGGAGCCCAGUGAGUGUGUGUUCAAGCUGUCGUCGUCGGUGAAGACCAGCCGCGGUGUGGGCAAGAUCGCCAUGACGCAGAGACGCCUCUUCCUGUUGACGGACGGUCGCCCCGGUUACGUGGAGGUGGCCCAGUACAGGGACAUAGAGGAUGUGAAGGUGUCCUCGGCCCCCCUCAUGCUGCUGAGGAUCCCCAGCCUGAAGCUGCGCGUGCGGGGCAGGAAGGACGCCUUCGAGGCCAACCUGAAGACGGAGGCGGAGCUCUGGAACCUCAUGGUGAAGGAGAUGCGGGCGGGCCGAAGCAUGGCCGACCUGCACAAGGAUCCCCAGUACAUGCAGCAGGCCCUGACCAACGCCUUGCUCAUGGACGCCGUGGUGGGCAGCCUACAGAGCAACAAGGCCAUCUACGCUGCCUCCAAACUAUCCCACUUUGACCGCAUAAGGACGGAAGUGCCGAUGAUGGUUCCCCAGACGACGGCGGAGGUUCUGAAACACAAGAUCAACCCUUCCCUGGAGCUCACUACCCCUCACGCUGUAGACGUUCUGCUGUACACACCAGGUCAGCUGUGGGUGUCGGUGAGCGGGGGUAAGGUCAUGGUGUUCGAUGCCUCCACCUGGUCCAUCACACACACCUGUCUCCAGGUCGGAACCGCUCGACUGAACUGCAUGCUGGAGGUGGACUCGGACCAGGUGUGGAUGGGCUCUGAGGACUCUGUGAUCUACAUCAUCACCGUGGCGACCAUGGUGUGCAACCGACAGCUGACCGAGCACCGGACCGAAGUCACUGGCCUGACCCUGGGAACGGACAAGUACAGCCAGAAGGUGGCGUACUCGUGCAGUGCGGAGGGCAAUGUCAUGCUGUGGGACUUGGCUACGCUACAGGUGAGGAAACAGUUCCGUCUGUCCUGUGACCGCCUGCUGUCCGUCUGCAAUCACAAUGGAGGCCUUUGGUGCUGCUCUAGGGACAGUAUCAUAGAGGUGUGGAGGAACGGUUCCCUGAAGCACCGCAUGAGCCUCCCUGAGCAGCUCAAAGGAGCCGGCACUGCCUUCAGCUCCAUCCUGCUGCUACCUGAGCUGGAGGAGUUGUGGAGUGUGUGCAUGGACUCGGGGGAGGUGUGUGUGUGGCACAUCAAGGACGCUACCAGACCCUACCACCGGGUGGAGCUGCAGGACUGUAGUGGCUGUUUCUGCAUGAUCAGGGUUAAGAACCAGGUGUGGAUCGGGGGCGUGGCCCGCAGCUCUCUGAAGGGUAAGGUGUACAUCCUGGACGCGGAGCGCCACCUGGUGCUGAAGGAGCUGCACGGCCACGCCGACCGCGUCACCGCGCUCUGCUCCGCCGAGGACCGCUACGCCCUCAGCGGCGCCGGGAAGCUCGAUGGCAAGGUCGCCAUCUGGAAGGUGGAGUAGGCGGAGCCUGAGGGAGGCUCGCCACUGCCAGAGAUAGGUUCGGGGGAAGCAUUUUGUGAGGACCUCCGUACCAGAGAGCCUUUCCUUGUGGGGACCCAGACUAAACAGUGGGAGAACGCUGGGCAUGAAGGCCGGGAGCCUCUCUCUUGUGGAUGUACCUGGGAUGAAACGGUCCUCGUUCCAUCCAGGACCGGGGUCAGGACCUGGGUAAUGAGGACUUCCUGUCAUGAAUGGAUAUCCUCGUUGGGACUUCACGGAGUACAGGACCCCUGGGAAUGACGGCAAGGAGAACCAUGAUCACACACGCAUCUCAUCACUCAAAUGGGGACGUUGGAAUUUUCUCAUCCAAUAACGUCCCAUUCAAUACACGUUUGUGUAUUGAAUUGAGAUGUUUGUUGAAAUAAACUGGAAGUGUACAAAAGGAGAACGGCUUGUUCGGAUAAUUCAAGCAAGUGUUUCUGACUUUAAUGGAACAAAAAAUUAGGAAGACCUUUCGGAUCUUUUAGUUCAAGAAAACCGACGUUAAGCAUGUUACUACAGAAUCAAUGGUGAUCGACAACUUCUCACUAUAGCGACGACAUGCACAUGAACAGACCAGUAUUACCGUGUGUGUGUGUGUGCGUGCGUGCGUGCGUGCGUGCGUGCGUGCGUGCGUGCGUGCGUGCGUGCGUGCGCAUACAACCCCUUUAUGUACCAAAGAUGUGCCAAAAUAAGAUGUCAAUAAAUUUAUAUUUUACAAAAAAUAAUUAUAUAUUAGGAACAAGAGUAUUACAACAUAUGAUUCACAAUGAAGGUAAUAUCAGCUUUGGCCUAUUUUAUAAUUCAUUGAAAACACACCUUUUGAAAAGAUUUACAACUUUUUGACCGCAAACUACUUCGAUAUGCAAUGCAAAAUGAAUGAGGAUGUUUGGCUUGAAAUUGCUGCAACUGAUGGAACAUUCCUUUUUCAAACGAUUCCAAUGAAUUGAAGGCUUAAAGAAUGACCUUAUGAUAACAUUAAAAUGGCUGCCAUACUAUCAGUUAUCAUUAAAAAAGAUUUCCCCUCACUGAAGUUCAACUCAAAAACGUCCAUCGUUGCAUUGUAUACAUUUGUUAGUUAUAUAAUAUUUAUGUUAAGGCUCAAUCGGGCCAAAUAACUUUUCCAUUCUGGCUUUCAACAUAUUUUCGUAUCGAGAACAAACUGCUUUUAAGUGAAAAAGGUGGUUAAAGUAUUUCUGACAAGGCAAUGUGAAACAUGACCAGUUAACAAAACGUAAUGCUGACCAACAACUAGAAUAUUUUUCAAACAAUGGCUUUUAUGCUUUAAUAUGUGAAUUCGAUAGACUUAAAUACUUAUCAUUUAUUGUUACGCCAUUUUCUGUCGGGCUACUUUAUUCUACUUUAAAUGCACAUUUUUAUUUACCAUUUGUUUCAUCUUGCACUUAAACUUCACAACUGGAGCCUUAAAUCAAACACUGCCAUGUAUUAUAUUUUUUCUUUAAUCCAUUUAGCAUAUAUGGAACACUACGUUGUCUUUAAUAUAUCAAACUGUUUUGAUGAAGGGCAUUGUUUUAUUGCAACAUAUUUAUAAACUGCACAUGUAUGUUUGUGUUUUAGAUUUAUAUACUCCAUGUGAUUUAGGUUGGUGACACACUUCACUUGUAACGUAUAAGUUAGUUAUCGAUGAGUAUUAUAGCCCAAAAUAAGAUUUCAGUUUUACUUUAUCCUCGUUUUAUUCAACCUUGUUGUACAUAAUAAACAAGCCAUUUGACAACCCUUUA